CGAACGAAAUCCGAAAUUAGCCGAACGAACGAGCCAGCGUAAAGUCUGUGAAGUCCAAAGAAACUAAAAAUUUGUCGUUCACUUUAUUGAUGUAAAUUUUAAAAAACUAACAAAAUGAUCUUGUAAAACCAUAUUAGUACCGUUUUAUUAUAAUCUUAACUCUAUAAUAGUGACACAGAUUAGACUAUUGAAUCCCUAACUUUGUAUUCCGUCGGCAAAGUGAGAGAGUUCAGUGCGAGUGCAAGCAAGGGUGGUAACGAGAAAUGUGAAGUAGUAUCUAUGAAGUUCAGGAUUCGGCCGUUUAUUUUAUACCUAUAAUAAUGAGCGGACGCCCUAGGACCACGUCAUUCGCCGAGGGCAGCAAAUCCGUUCGAAAGACAUUCGAUAAUCAACCACCGAAACCAACUCUAGGAGGCGUAAAAAUUAGCAGCAAGGACGGCUCGAAGGUGACGACUGUGGUAGCGACGCCGGGGCAAGGCCCCGACAGGCCGCAGGAGGUGAGCUAUGCGGACAUGAAGCUCAUCGGCAACGGCAGCUUCGGCGUCGUCUACCAGGCCAAACUAUGCGACACCGGCGAGCUCAUUGCCAUCAAGAAAGUGCUCCAGGACAAAAGGUUUAAGAAUCGAGAACUGCAAAUCAUGCGACGGCUGGAGCACUGUAAUAUUGUCAAAUUGAAAUACUUCUUUUACUCAAGCGGAGAAAAGGUGGCAGUGCCCGAAGCGGUUAGCUCUCUGCUAAAUGCAAUGCAGUCUCUAGAAGUCGCAAAAGACGAAGUGUACCUGAAUUUGGUGCUGGAGUAUAUACCAGAGACUGUGUAUAAAGUUGCGCGUCACUACUCCAAAGAUGAACAAACCAUACCAAUUAGUUUUAUAAAGCUAUACAUGUACCAGUUGUUCAGAAGCCUGGCGUAUAUCCACUCGCUGGGCAUCUGUCACCGGGACAUCAAGCCUCAGAAUCUGUUGCUGGACCCCAAGACAGGGGUACUGAAGCUGUGCGACUUUGGUUCGGCGAAGCACCUCGUGCGCGGCGAACCGAAUGUUUCCUACAUCUGCUCGCGGUACUACCGCGCGCCAGAACUCAUCUUUGGAGCAAUAGAUUACACUACGAAAAUUGAUGUAUGGAGCGCAGGCUGCGUGGUAGCGGAAUUGCUUCUGGGCCAGCCGAUAUUUCCCGGUGACUCGGGCGUUGACCAGCUCGUCGAAAUCAUCAAGGUCUUAGGAACUCCGACUCGAGAACAGAUACGCGAAAUGAAUCCCAACUACACAGAGUUCAAGUUUCCACAGAUCAAAAGUCAUCCCUGGGCAAAGGUGUUCCGCGCGUGCACGCCGCCGGACGCCAUCUCGCUGGUGUCGCGCCUGCUGGAGUACACGCCGGGCACGCGCCUGUCGCCGCUGCAGGCGUGCGCGCACAGCUUCUUCGACGAGCUGCGCGAGCCCAGCGCGCACCUGCCCAACGGCCGCCCGCUGCCGCCGCUGUUCAACUUCACGGAGUACGAGCUGGGCAUCCAGCCCUCGCUCAACGACUUCCUCAAGCCGCGCGCCGCGCCGCCGCCCGACCAGGCGCCCGCCGCCGCCGCGCCCGCCGCUUCGCAGGAUCACGACGCGCAAGGUGAGAACUCAGCGAGCGGACCGAGCGGCGGCUCCCCGGGCGCGUCGUAGAUGGACACGCAGCCGCCGCCGACCGCGCCGCCGUCGGCCUCCGCCCGACCGGACGCGCGCACCCGUCGGACGAGCGCCGACCGAGCGGACCGAGCCUGCGGUCGGAGGCGUCGCGCAUGAUUUUGGUUUUCGACGAGGAUUCCUAGUGGGCGCUGUUGAAUUUAUAUUUUUUUUUUAUAGAAUGUUAAUUUUGUACGGCGGCCGCGCCCACCGCGUCGGCCGCUUCCGGCAUCAAGGCGCUCGCCGCUCUCGCGCCGAGAGUCGGUCGUAUGCUAUUUUAUAGUGAUAGUACUUUUCGUGUUGGCCAUCGGGAAAAUUAUGCAUAAUAGGUGUUCUCCGGCGAGUGAUCUGGUGAUACAGUAGUGUAAUUCGUCGGUAAAAGCUUGAGCUGUUGUAGUCGGUGGGGAGGGUAGAUCCGAUGUAGUCUCGGCCGUCGCGAUGUGAUUCCUUUGUACUUUUGUAAGCUCAAACCCUCGAUCGUGUACAUACCUCACUGCUGUGUUGUAGCUCGCGGUGAACGCGACCGUUUGUCUAAUAUUGUAUUUUUUUUCUUUUUUACCUUGUAUAUCCUGAUGUAUUUGUAAAACGGUGUAUGAUCCACGGAGAGUAUUCGCACGCUCUAACGUGAAUCACUAUUAAGAUGGCGGAUCGCAACUGCUUGGCCGAUAAUCAGUAGGAAGUUCAGUAGCGCAUAGAAUACGCGACGGAGGCGAUCCGACACGCGACGGAGGCGAUCCGACACGCGACGCCGCAUCCACGACGAUCGCAGAACGCAUUUUGUUGCAUGAAUAACGAGCAUACUUGUAAAUUUUUAUAACUAGCGUAAACUGAUCUCUCAAGAUAAUUUUAAUAUUUAAUGAUAUUUCAGAAUAUUAUGUAUUUGUAUAAACAAUUCAAAGGGAUACAAAUUUUAGAUUUACUACACUAUAUAAAUAUUUGUUUACUCCGGCAACUUAACAUUAGUUAUUUUUUUAUUGCAAUGUAUGUAAUUCUUAUUCAGCGCUGAAUAAAUGUAAUGUAUUAGCACUGUCUGUGUCCUAUUGUAAUGUCAUAGUUUUUUCUAUAAUAUUGUAUUCUAUAUUCUAUAAAUGAUAUUUCUGCUAUGUAAAAAUUGUCAUUGAGAACACAUAAAUAGUAGUCAUUUAUGAAAACUAUAAUAUUAAAAAGUAAUAAUUAAAUUCAUCGUCAUAGUUUUAAGUAUUUUGAGCAAUUUUUUUUUGCACUCGGCGUUGCCGUAAAGUUAUAAGGAGAAGGUAUCGAGCCUCUAAAUAUAGAUUAACAAAAAAAUUGUUUUAUUCAUGGUUUUUAGAUGUAGCCUUAACGCGUAAUCUUCGGUGUAAAAACGUUGGCAUCGUAUCUUUUAAUAGAGCACCACUUGCACAUAUUAGGGCGCAGGAAACUAUUAUUACUGAAAAUUUGCAGGAACUGCCGCGUGCAGAGUAUGUCACAACCACAUGUAUAUGUCAUCCAUCACUAUAGUGCGACAUAAAAGAGUAGAAGUUAACAAAAAUGGAAUUAAUAAAUUCGCUGUGUGGCAACACCACACUUAUUGUCAUUUUCACAAAGAUCUGUCAUUAUAGUGCAACCUAUUAUUAAUAAUAAUAGUUUUAUCAGAUUAUUAUAAUCAUAGUGGAAAUUCGGCUAAUUACCAGACGAAUUACAGUAAAUAUUAUUUAUUUAGUUGAGAUUUACUUUCUUUUAAAUCCAAUAAACGUAAAUCAUGAAAUCUUAGUACCAAUAACAUAGCUCGGGGCUAGAUAGUGAUGUAAGUAUUUUUCAAAUAUAUUUAUUUGUAUUACUUAGUAAUAUUUCUUUUAAACAGAUUAUCUUAUUUAAGAUAGACUAUCAAUCUCAAAACAAAAUAUCAAUCAUUAUCAAGUAUCAAGGUAGUUACAGUCCUAAGUGGAUGACAGAACACAGGGUUACCAUAACAACAAAAAUAAGUGACUACAGCGCCCUCUUUAUUUUCUACGCUUUUGUGUCGCACUGUACACCAUUGGCUAUAGGCGGGACGUGUCGUGUCGUGACGCAUUUGAACAGAAUCGGUAGCAUACAUUUUGUAUGCCAUCACGACGUGUCACAACACAUAAGUGUAAACGUUGCCAUAUAAAAUAUAUGAUAUCGAUUCUGUUCUGAUGCGUCAGACAAAUAUAAAUCCGACUUAUGUCUAUGGAGUGAAUUUACCACAGUCCACAUCUCAUUGUACCACUAGUGCCAAGCUAACACUAAAUAGUUCAUCUGAUAACUGUAACACAUCUGACCGUUCAACGUAUAUAUUAUACGCCCUACAUAAUAUAUGUAAUUACUUAUAAAAUUUUUAGUAUGUUAAGAGAUAUAACGCGCUCGGCGCACGAUUUCAAAUCACACAUAGUGGAGCUUAGUUGUCGUCCCCGCGGCUAUUCCUUUGCUGACACCUUUAUAAUUCGUGUAAAUAUUAUAAUAAUAAUAAUUAUUAUCUUUAUGGUAUGACUCUGAGUAACGUUAGUCGGUAGUGGAGUCUGCUUGCUGGUCGGUCCAGUAAGGUAUUACGAUAGUUUAGAUAUGCAUAUUUUAUUAAGUCUUAUCUAAUAUGAAUUUUGUAAUCGACGUUGCUUCUAAAGUCCCUCUGUGUAAAAAGUUAAGACAUACUAGUGACCUGAAUGUUUGAAGCGAUGUUAUGGAACGUAUAGAUCCCACUGAAUUCUCACAUUCAUGUGCACAUUUAACCACGAUAGAGUUUACCGCAUCCAUUACUUUGAAAUGGGGUUGACUUAUAUAAAUUAUUUAAAAUAAAAAAGAGUUUUCUUAUUGCUAGUACUGUAAUAUUAAAUUUAAUAGUGAGUGAAAUUUGUAUUUUGUUUUAAUUUGUUUUACUGAAUUUGAUUACAUCAUAACACCCAUAUCGUUGUUAGUUAUGAAUGAAAAUAACAUAAUUAUAAAAGUAAAUAUUAAAUGAAUAGUAA
Bicyclus anynana (squinting bush brown) is the source of this 4600-nucleotide messenger RNA. RefSeq names its product glycogen synthase kinase-3 beta (gene sgg). Gene Ontology annotation, cellular component: axon; cytoplasm; nucleus. NCBI's taxonomy places the organism in Eukaryota, Metazoa, Arthropoda, Insecta, Lepidoptera, Nymphalidae. The transcript has 10 exons. Gene Ontology annotation, molecular function: protein serine/threonine kinase activity; ATP binding. The record is from RefSeq and is a predicted model, not a curated record. Gene Ontology annotation, biological process: protein phosphorylation; signal transduction; negative regulation of canonical Wnt signaling pathway. The coding region runs from base 321 to 1658 and encodes 445 amino acids.